Messenger RNA from Telopea speciosissima, 1266 nucleotides. RefSeq names its product signal recognition particle 43 kDa protein, chloroplastic. Lineage: Eukaryota; Viridiplantae; Streptophyta; Magnoliopsida; Proteales; Proteaceae. The record is from RefSeq and is a predicted model, not a curated record. Gene Ontology annotation, cellular component: cytoplasm; nucleus. Gene Ontology annotation, molecular function: protein binding. The transcript has a single exon. The coding region runs from base 73 to 1224 and encodes 383 amino acids.
GCCCGUAACUCAUUCCCCCAUCCACCUCCAACGACAAAUCAACGUUCAACCAAUCACUUCGCUUCCUCAACCAUGGAAGCACUUCUCAUAAAUCCAUCUCUCUCUCGUCUCAAACCUUCCUCAAAACUCACCCCUCUUUCUCAAUUCACAAAGCCAACCAUCUUCCUUCUACCCCUCCGUCUACGCUGUGUCCCUCGAUUCCAAUUUACAGUCUCAGCCAUCAGCAAUCAGAACUACUCUCAAUUAACCGAAAGAGAGGGACUCGUAGAAGAAGAAAAAGAAGAAGAAUACUACGGUGAAGUGAACAAGAUCAUCGGGAGCAGAGCCAUGGAAGGUGGGACGGGAAUGGAGUACCUAAUCGAAUGGAAAGACGGCCACACACCGUCAUGGGUUCCAUCCGCCAACAUCGCCGGAGACGUCGUGGCAGAGUACGAGACCCCAUGGUGGAUUGCCGCCAAGAAAGCAGACGAAUCCGCUCUUCGACAACUAUUGGCUGCCAACAGUGAAAUCGAAGAGCUAAGUGACGGAAGAGAUAUUGACGCGGUAGACUCCGACGGCCGAACUGCGCUGCUCUUUGUGGCGGGUCUGGGUUCGGAAGGUUGUGUUCGCUUGCUAGCCCAGGCCGGUGCGAACCUAAACCACAGGGAAAACAGCGGUGGGCUUACUGCCCUUCACAUGGCCGCGGGAUAUGUUAAACCCGGUGUAGCUCAGGCUCUGCUAGAGCUAGGCGCGGAUCCUGAGGUGGAGGACGAGAGGGGGAGAACGCCGUUGGAUCUGGCGAGGGAGGUUCUGAAGGCGACUCCCAAGGGAAACCCUAUACAGUUCGCGAGGAGAAUAGGGCUGGAGAAGGUGAUAAAGGUAAUAGAGGCAGCAAUAUAUGAGUACGCGGAGGUGGAGGAGAUACUGGAGAAGAGAGGAAAAGGGGAUAACGUGGAGUAUUUGGUAAAGUGGAAAGACGGAGGGGAAAACCAGUGGGUGAUGGCACAAUGUAUUGCAGAGGACCUGGUUAGAGAUUUCGAGGCUGGGCUAGAGUACGCCGUGGCUGAAGGAGUGGUGGGGAAGAGAGAAAGUGAGGAUGGGAAGAGAGAGUAUCUAGUGAAGUGGAUAGAUAUGGAAGAGCCUACGUGGGAGCCCGAAGAGAACGUUGAUCCUGAGUUGAUCAACGAGUUUGAGCAAAGCCCAGGGGUUGAGACUGUAACGGUGCCUGAUGCUGUUGGGUCUUGAUUCUCUGAUCCUGCGCGAUUCUUCUUUCUUCUUUUUACUUGU